AUGAAAGCGGGGUUAGAUAAUUGGGUCGACAUACUUGUUCUUGUGUUGUAUUUUGUUUUCGUCUUCGUCGUUGGAAUUUUGUCCUUAUGGAGGAGGGAUCGGGACACAACCAAGGGUUACUUUCUGGCGGGAAGAUCCAUGUUUUGGUUUCCGAUUGGUGCGUCUUUGUUUGCCAGUAAUAUUGGAGCGGAACAUUUCAUUGGUCUGGCAGGGAGUGGUGCGUCAAGUGGAAUUGCCGCGGUGACUUUUGAAUGGGGGGCUGCAUUUUGUUUGUUGAUGUUGGGAUGGGCUUACCUUCCAGUUUACCUUACAUCAGAGGUUUAUACCAUCCCAGAAUUCCUGAAACGACGAUUUGGUGGAAAAAGAUUAAGAAUAUACCACAGUCUGAUCCUUCAGCUGUCUUACAUUGUUACCAAAAUAUCUGUGGACGUAUUCGCUGGUGCCGUGUUUAUCCAACAGGCCGUGGGUUGGAACACAUACCUUUCCAUUCUAGUUCUGUUGGCUGUCACUGCUAUAUAUACUAUUGUAGGGGGCUUGGCUGCUGUGAUAUUUACAGACACUCUACAGACCAUCAUUAUGAUUGUUGGUGCAACAGCCCUGGCCAUUUUGAGUUUUAUAAAAGUUGGCGGUAUUUCUGCAUUAAUGUACAAGUACUUUGAAGCCAUUCCUCAGAGUGGGGACAGUCUUGUGACAUUAUCUGCCAAUCUGUCCUUCUCAAACACCACCUACAACCUGACGGACGCCAUCUUGUCAAAUGUCACGCAGCAGUGUGGCCUGCCUCGUUCUGAUGCUUUCCACAUAUUCAGGGACCCCGUUAAUUCGGAUCUUCCUUGGCCCGGUGUGAUGAUACGAACCACUCUGAUCAGUACUUGGUUCUGGUGCUGUGACCAGUUGAUCGUUCAAAGAACACUGGCUGCCAAAAAUAUUGCGAAUGCCAGAGCAUCUACCAUCUUUGCUUCCUACCUGAAGUCUUUACCUAUGUUUCUUAUUGUUCUUCCGGGAAUGAUUAGUAGAAUAUUAUUUCCAGACACUGUUGCAUGCGUAGACCCAAAAAUAUGCAUGGAAGUUUGUGAAAACCCAGCUGGUUGCUCGAACAUUGCAUAUCCUCAACUGAUUUUAGAUCUGGCCCCUACAGGCAUGCGUGGACUUAUGAUGGCAGUAAUGAUAGCUGCCCUAAUGAGUUCUCUGACGUCAAUCUUUAACAGCGCCGCCACUUUGUUCACGCUAGAUCUGUGGGCACGUUUCAGGAAACAGGCUGCGGAGAGAGAGCUGCUGAUUGUUGGAAAGGUUUUCAUAGUCUUGUUAGUUGGAGUCAGCGUUCUCUGGAUUCCUUUGAUUCAAGCGGCCGAAGGUGGACGACUCUAUUUUACAAUUCAAGCCCUAACAGGAUAUCUGGCACCUCCGAUUGGAGGGAUUUUCUUGUUGUCGAUAUUUGUCCCUAGAGUCAACGAACAAGGUGCUUUCUGGGGGAUGCUAAUUGGACACGCUGUGGGCAUAACACGCAUGAUCCUAGACUUCAUUUACCCGUCACCUAAAUGUGGAGAACCUGACACACGCCCUUCUGUGGUUGCCGAUAUCCACUUUACGUAUUUCUCUGUCCUAUUGCUGGGUCUAUCAUGGACUGUAUGUCUCAUAGUCAGUGCUUUUACGAAAGCACCAUCAAGAAAAGCGUUGAAAGGGUUGACCGUUUGGACAACUGACAAAAUAGGACCGCGUCCACAGGAAGAUUAUACUUUGGUUUCAACAGAAGAUAAAAGAGAAAAAUCAGAAAUGAUGAAAAUCAGAGAAAUAUCGGUCGAUGUCUCACAGGAGACAAACGAAAAUUCGAAGAACGAAAUGUCUAAGGAAGAGGCAGAAAGCAGCAGUACAUCAGAGGAAAACGAGGACGGACCCGGAUUACGGAUCAGAAGAAAAUUAUAUAUGAGCAGAAAAACAAAUAUCAUCUUAAAUAUCAAUGCAGUUAUUCUCGUAGCAGUCUUUGUGUUUCUCUAUGCAAUUUUCGCAUAGAACAGCGCAUAUUAACAUGUUGAGAACAAUAUAGGUGAAUAUAUUAUAUAGCUUACUACUAAACGGAUCAAACUUCUUCCAAGAUCAGUAAUUUUCCAAUAUAUGUACAUGUAAUCUUAUUCAGUGUAGUGUAAUGUAGUGUUGACAUAUUCCUACCAUGCAAAGGUUUUUUUUCUUUUUCUUCAUAUUUACCAUAAUAUCGAUGAGUGUCCUGAACUUUGUUACGAGGUAAUGAAUCAGUGUUUUACUUUUCAUAUCGAUAUUCACCAGCGGAUAAUAAAUGAUAUGUAAGUUCAAACCUAUGAAAAAUGCAUUAAGAACAUCCAUUCAAUUAUUACUAUACCUUUUGACAAAACUGUUAUAAAGUACAUGUAUAUGCAUGGCUUCUACAACUGAUCCAAAACGGAAUUACGAAAUAUUUGUAUGUAGACAUUGUGAUUAAUUGUGUUUUUUUUAAAUACACAAUUUGACAUUUUUGUUAUGUACAGAAUCAAUGUUUAACACUGGGGAUGAUUAAGUACAGUGUAGUUUUGUAGGAAUCGAUUCCGUUUGUCAUUACGACGCUACAACUAUACUUAGUAUACAUGUACAUACAGAGGAAAUAAAUCAUAAUUUGAA
Saccostrea echinata is the source of this 2625-nucleotide messenger RNA. Its product is annotated as sodium/mannose cotransporter SLC5A10-like. The record is from RefSeq and is a predicted model, not a curated record. Gene Ontology annotation, molecular function: D-glucose:sodium symporter activity. The coding region runs from base 1 to 2007 and encodes 668 amino acids. The transcript is spliced from 15 exons. NCBI's taxonomy places the organism in Eukaryota, Metazoa, Mollusca, Bivalvia, Ostreida, Ostreidae. Gene Ontology annotation, biological process: transmembrane transport. Gene Ontology annotation, cellular component: plasma membrane.